Molecule: messenger RNA, 288 nt
Organism: Aspergillus melleus
Lineage: Eukaryota; Fungi; Ascomycota; Eurotiomycetes; Eurotiales; Aspergillaceae
Exons: 1
Coding region: 1-288 (95 amino acids)
Source: RefSeq, a predicted model, not a curated record
AUGUCUCCUGCUCCACUAUACACGCCUAAAGAGGUCCCCCGGAUCAAAAAUGCAAAGCGCCUGACAGCCACCCGCACCAAGCAGCUGGUGCGCGCGGCCGAACGUGCCCAUGACGAUCCACCGCCGCCGCCGGGUCUGGGCGAGUGCUGCGGGAGCUCGUGCGAUCCUUGCGUAAACGAUCUUUGGAAAGAGGAGCUGGCAUGUUGGAGGGAGCGGUGGGGCGAGGGAGCCAUGGAGAAUAAGAAGGAGGAACAGAAGUCGCGCAUGCCAGGAAGUUUUGACUGGUGA